Aethina tumida (small hive beetle) is the source of this 626-nucleotide messenger RNA. RefSeq names its product acanthoscurrin-1-like. The transcript has 2 exons. The record is from RefSeq and is a predicted model, not a curated record. Bases 172 to 477 code for a protein of 101 amino acids. NCBI's taxonomy places the organism in Eukaryota, Metazoa, Arthropoda, Insecta, Coleoptera, Nitidulidae.
CGGUAAUGACAGUUAUCUUAUAAAUAAAUUACACAUUAAUGUAAAGGUAAACAAUAAAAACAAAAACAUUAUAGUUAAAACGUAAUUGUAAUUAGAACUCAUAAAUUUCUAAAUCUCAUAUAAAAGGCAUGUGCAUCAAAUGAAAUAGGAGUAUAGGAGAAGUAUUCUAAGAUGAAGAUUCAUCAAAUUAUAAUUCUAAUGGCUGCAUUAUAUGCAGUAGCAUUUGGAUCACCUAAACCGACAAUAUCGAAGAAGGAUCUUCUGGGAGCUUUAGGUGGUCUCGGAGGUGGUGGUCUCGGAGGUGGCGGGCUCGGAGGUGGCGGACUCGGAGGCGGUGGUCUCGGAGGUCUUGGAAGUGGUCUUGGGGGUGGAAAAUUGGGAGGUCUUGAAGGCGGAUUGGGAGGUGGACCUGGAGGUGGUGGUAGUGGAGGAGUAGUCGCAGGAUUAUUGGUAGCCAAGGGUAUAAAGAAGUUAUAAUGUUUCUUACCAAAUAAAUAAGGCAGAGAUAAAAUAAAUGUUUAAUAUAAUAUAAUUUUAUAAUGAUAUAAUAUUAUAUAAUGAAGUAUUUUUCGCGCACUUAUUGUCACAUAAAGAUAAUUAUUUCAAAUAGAUAAAUCAUAACCGUA